Mycena indigotica is the source of this 2775-nucleotide messenger RNA. RefSeq lists its product as uncharacterized. The record is from RefSeq and is a predicted model, not a curated record. The coding region runs from base 1 to 2775 and encodes 924 amino acids. The transcript has 4 exons. NCBI's taxonomy places the organism in Eukaryota, Fungi, Basidiomycota, Agaricomycetes, Agaricales, Mycenaceae.
AUGCAGUCAGUCGUGUCCCGGCCCCAACCCCUUACCCCCACUUCUUCAUCCUCCCACGGUCCGCGAAAAAGCAGUUCUUUUAUGUCGCUCGGACGUGAGAAGUUGAAGACUCCGCCAACACCUGCUGAGGCUACCAAAGCCUCCUACUUUGAGGCUUACCCUCGUAUUCCAACCAGAUCGAAGCAACGAACCGGCCAAUCAUCGACUCCACGCAGUCCACCUGUUGCUUUCCCCUCCGUCGACCCACCCCUCGAAACUUCCUCCCACCAGUCGAUAAGACAUAGAGCGCUAACUGGCCCUUCAAAUCCAGCAUGGACACGUGGAGUCCCCGACCUUCGCUUUUCUGGCUCGUCCACACAACAUACAGAAACCCCACCCGAAACCCCAGUUGACAGUUUUGACGGCAGCUCAUUUCGCGACUUUGCAGUCGUUGUCUCUGCGCCCGUUUCUGGGGUCGAAAUGAUGGAUGCUUUGGUUGACGGAAUGAAUGGUGGCGAGGACGAGAGACCGAGUCGACAGCGUUUCGGUAUACCCAAUCAUCACCCUCUCUAUGAACCACCCCUUCCCACACCGCCGCCCGGGGUAAUUCUAGGUCCGCCGAAGCAACGACGACCAAAGCGUUACUCGCAGUCAAGCGACUCGAGCAGUGAGGAUGAGCCACAACCUCCAGUCAGACCCCGAAGAAGACGGCCCAAACCAUCUCCCCCUUCUCGCGCAAAUUCUGCUUCUACCAUUGUCUCACCACCAGAGACACCUGUUAUCGACCAGCCAUCUCCUUCGCUGCCACGAAAACCGGUCAUUGUGCCCUCAAUAUCCGACAUUAUACGCACACAUGGACCUCAAACGCAAUUGCGGUCUCGUCCUUCACUUAGAGCCUCCUCUGUCUACUCUCACAGUCAAGGCCAUUCUACGGUUCAUGAAGAGUCAGAGCCUGAGCCACUGACAAUGGAGGAAGAAGCCGACUUUCUGUCCCGUUCCUCUGUCGACAGCAUUGCGGAUGAGGUCCAACAGACCUUGCGUACCCAAGCUGCCCUGAGGCCAGCGCCAGUAAUCCAACCAUCCUCCUCAUUUCGAAGAUAUUCAACUUUCUCCGAUACGAUGAGCAUUGCCUCGCCACGGUCGGAUGGAGCAGCUGGCACAUCGCUUUACGCUCCUUCAGUCAUGUCCAAUCCUCAACCUUCCUCCCCCAUCGACGUCAACUUCCUUUCGUUCACCAAGCAGCCUUCAGCUUCCCAAGCUGUCGCUCAAUAUAUUCGUUCUGCUAGAUUAACUACACUACUCAAACUCACCCGCUCGCCCCACGCUUCUCAAGAUACUCCGCUGACUGUAAGUCUGUCAGACUUAGGGAGUCCCAGCGGAUACCCCGUUGUGGUUUUCCUCGGCUUAGGUUGCGUCCGCCAUGUGAUGGGCCUAUAUGAUGAUAUGGCACAAUGUCUAGGGCUCCGUCUCAUCACCAUUGACAGAUGGGGUCUUGGUCGCACUGAGGCAAGGUCAAAAUCCUCGAAGGGCGUCAUGCAGUGGGCGUCGGUCGUUGAGGAAGUCCUUGACAUGCUUCAAAUUGGUGAAUGCAGUGUGAUGGCCCAUUCAGCGGGAACUCCAUAUGCCCUAUCUUUUGCCAACAAACUCCCCGAACGCAUACGAGGAAACAUUUUUCUGCUGGCGCCAUGGGUUGGCGGCAGCGAAAAUAGCGGGUACAAAUGGCUCAAAUACGUGCCCAAUGGAAUUCUCAAGACGGCGCAAGCUGCUGAAUGGAAGAUUCAGGCGUGGAUGAUUGGGAAGCCUCCAACAAUCGCGUAUGAAGGCAUUGGAUACACUGCAGCACCACGACCAAAGCCUCCUCCCCUACCCCCAGUCACGACGAAGUCGGCAAGUCAACAAGAAAGUCGUCCGAGGCCUAGUAUGGGGAGUGCAUUCAGCGAAUACGACGACUUGCGCGAUUUCGAUGGUCGGUUCGAAAGCAAGAGUACUCUUGGUGCGGGCAAUCCAGUUCAGGUUGCCAAGCGGAAGCCAUCUCGCAAAUUCUUGAACAUCUUGAAGCCAACAUCUCCUGUUGAAGAAUCGAAGCCUGUUCAGGGCGGCAAGAAAUUGAAGGCACUCCGAUCAAUGGGGUCACUAAGAAGCAAAGCCUCAGCACGAACAUCAGCCAAGCGAUCAGAACCUUCUAGUCCACAGCUCCCUACACCACCGAAGCUUGACUUUGGGUUGGGGUUGGAUGAUAUCAACUGGUUGAAGGGUGGAGGUUCAGAAACUUCAUUGAUUCCGGACAACAAAGGCAUCAGCAAUGACCGGUUUUACACUACGCCAUUGCCUCGAGCUGGUGGACGCCGUUCGAUGUCUUUCACUGCGACGAGUACUCGCUCAUCACUGCGGUCGCCAGCAUCUCCAGCGAUGAGCAGCUAUAACACCAGCUCGACCUCAAUUCUGCCAUCGAAACCCAACACCGAGUAUCAGUCCACUUUAGGAAACGCGUUGAUCGCCGCUUCUCACGCGGAGUCGGCCGGGGGGAUGCACAAUGAUCUUCUGCAGAUCCUCAAUCACGAAAAUCACCCGUGGGGUUUCUCGUAUACGCACUACCCGCAUCGGGUGAGUGUGUGGUAUGGCGAUAAGGACGAGAAGAUUGCGGAAAACGCCGUUCGCUGGAUGGAGCGUAACAUGGGCCAGGACAAGUGCACUGUCAACGUCGUCAAAGGCGCUGACCAUGCCCUCAUGUACAAAAGCAGCGUGGUUGUCGAGGUGUUGGAGCAGAUACUGGCUCACUGGCAACCUGAAUAUUAA